AUGGAUACUAUGUUAUCUGGGUUAGACUACACGAUAGCAUAUCUCGACGAUAUACUCGUGAAAAGUGAAUCGGUGGAUGAACAUAAACACCAUUUACGCAAAGUUUUCGAAAGAUUAAGAAGCUAUGGGUUUAGAGUAAAAGAAAACAAGUGCGAUUUUCUCCUGGAGGAGAUCAAGUAUCUGGGACAUAUAAUAAAUAAAGAAGGGAAAAAGCCAGAUAAAAAUCGAGCAUCGGCAAUAAAGGAUAUGCCUGAGCCAAAGGACAUUAAGUCCCUACAAAGUUUUUUAGGCUUGGUGUCAUAUUACCAGGAUUUUAUCCCAGACCUCCACAUUCUACGAGCUCCCCUUAACGAUCUACUGAAAAAAGAAAAACCAUGGUUAUGGACAAAAGGAUGCAAGCAAGCAUUUAAGGAUAUAAAAGAAAAAUUGACAUCAGAUUUAUUUCUGGUACAUUUUGAUCCAAAGGUAGACAUCAUCGUGGCGAGCGAUGCCAGUUCACAUGGCGUAGGUGCGUGCAUAUUGCACAAAUGGAAGGAUGGUAAAGUUCGACCAAUCGCUCAUGCAAGCAGAUCAUUAUUACCUGCUGAGCGAAACUAUUCGCAAAUAGAAAAAGAGGCAUUGGCGAUUAUCUUCGCUGUAACUAAAUUUCAUAGAUACAUACAUGGGCGGUAUUUUACGCUGCAGACAGACCACAAGCCUCUUGUAACGAUUUUCGGUUCAAAGAAGGGUCUGCCAACGUACACAGCAAAUAGAUUGCUUAGGUGGGGAACAAUUUUGCUAAACUAUAAUUUUAAAAUACAAUAUUUGUCCACCCACAAAAUUGGUCACGCAGAUGGUCUAUCAAGACUCAUUCCGAAAGCAACAGAACCAUUAGAGGAUACGGUAAUCGCGUCCCUCAGAGCAGAGGACGAGGUUGAAGAAAAUAUGGCGAACGCAAUUCGAGAAUUACCAGUAUCGCUUAAGGACAUCAAAAGAGAAGCAGAUAAGGACAAAUAUAUCAUGGAAAUAAAGGAUAAACUAACUAAAAAAGACGGAAAAAAUCAAGAGACAUUCUCUCUGGUUGAUAAUGUACUAAUGUAUGGAGAAAGGGUAGUAAUCCCUAGUACGUUACAAAAAAGAAUACUAAAAGACUUUCAUACUGGUCACCCAGGCAUAAAUAGAAUGAAGAGUCUCAUGAGAGCAUACGUCUACUGGCCAGGUAUGGAUAAUGACAUCACGUCUAUGGUCGGCAGAUGUAAAGGCUGCAUUUUGGCAUCUAAAUCACCACAUAUUCUACACAAGCCAUGGCCAAAAACCGAUAGGCCAUGGUCAAGGAUUCAUAUUGACUUCGCGGGUCCAAUUGACGGGUGGAAUUAUUUGGUCGUAGUUGAUAGCUACAGUAAAUGGCCCGAAGUUUUCCAAAUGAAGAGACCAACAUCACAAAAUACGAUAUAUAAACUGCAUGAAUUAUUUGCAAGGUUUGGAGUGGUUGAUACUAUA
This is a messenger RNA of Papaver somniferum (opium poppy), 1479 nucleotides long. RefSeq lists its product as uncharacterized. Gene Ontology annotation, molecular function: nucleic acid binding. The annotation marks the transcript as partial. The transcript has a single exon. NCBI's taxonomy places the organism in Eukaryota, Viridiplantae, Streptophyta, Magnoliopsida, Ranunculales, Papaveraceae. The record is from RefSeq and is a predicted model, not a curated record.